GAAUAAGCAAUAGUUCAUAAAACUUAAAACAUAUGUUUUACUCUGAAAUUCUGAUCCAAAAUGCGUUUUUCAUGUCUAUCAUUUCAUUUAACAAUUUAACAUUGCAUAUGAUGAGCAUGGACUCAAAAAACGCGAGCGUCAAACAGUCAAAUGUCAAAAAUGAGUCCUUUUGAAGCAGUCAAUAGACAUUUUAAAUCUACGGGAGUUUUGUGCGCAGUGAUAAAAACUGGUAAACUAAUCUACCUUUUCCUUCUAACAUUAUUACGUUUCAGUAGGGAUUUAAGAAAAUUAACUCGUAGUGAUCUAGUCUAGACUUGGUAGUGUCUCUCUUUAAAGCCAUAAGAGUAACAAGGACAAGUGAAUAAUACUAAUAGUAUUGGUCGAGUACCUGGAGAAAAUUUCCUAAAGUUGUUUAUUUUCGUAUUUGUGUUUUGACAUUUGACAGAUUGAUUAGUUAAUUUAGUUAGGUUAUUUGUUUUACAGAACAAUUCCAAUAUUUCCAAUGGAUAUGAAUAUGAAUUAAAUAAUAAACUGUGCUACUAAUAGAUGGGCGUGUUCCAGAGCCCCCCAUACCUCUUCGUCGGAGUGCUUGUCGAAAGGAUCCAAAUUCAUGCGGAGAGUUCCGGAAAACAACACGGCGUCUUGGGGAAUAAUCGUUAAACGGGACCUUAAGUUAGAAGUGGAAAAUGGUUACCAAAAAUUCAAAUUCUAUUUUUCUAGAUGUCGAUUCUAGCAUUGUGGAAAAUAAUCUUCGUAUAGCCAGUGAUUCCAAUGAAGAUGAAUUAAGUCAAUUAAUUGGAAAUGCAACUCCUAACUAUCCUUCUAAGGUGGUGAAGCCCUUUCCAGGGUUCUGCGUCAAAACUAAGGAACUUCACAACGCAACAAAGGUGUUCGUGAACAUAUGCAAAACCGACGCCAUACCGCCGCCUAAGGAUGUAAACGAAAACGAGCUUUUAGACAUCAUCUCGUCCGACACGCCCGGAGAUUUUAGGGUGCCCAUGAGCAUCGGUGAAAUUCGCGUAGAGAAGGACAAGAAGGGAGAAGAAGCGAAGGUCUGCGACAUAGCUAUCCAUCCGGACUUCUUCCGGAAGGUGGAAGAAAUCGAGGCUUUCAAGAACUUUUUCCUAACGAUCGUCUUUCAUGGAUUAGAAGAUAAGUACGACUUGAUGUGUCACGAUGAAAAGAUUAUCCUGAAGAAUCGUAAAGCCUUCGGCACUCUGCAGAUGCACAGGAUUCAACAAAGGGAAAUUGAUGAAAAAAUGGGGAGAUCUAGCGAAAAGUCGGUUUUGGAUGAGAUUACAGGUAAUAAUGAAGGAAGCCAGAAGAAGGUGGUGAUUGAAACGCUGUCGUCUUCUCAAAGUUUGACUAGGGAACCGGAAUAUAGGCUGUACAAGAGGAAAGAUCGACAGAAUUGUUUAAUAGGGGAGUUUAAGCUGCCUGACGUUAUUUCUGCUAGAGAGCUGACCUUAGACCUGGGAGAGGAUAGGAUACUAUUGGAAUCAAGCGCUAAGGGAUACCUCUUGGACAUCUUCAUUCCUUACAUCGUGAAACAAAAGAACUGUACAUCCACUUUCGACAGGACCGCAAAGAUAUUAACAGUAACAAUGCCCCUUGUGGGAGGUUGAUUUGUGUGCGAAGCCGUAUGUGGGAUGUUUUAAUAAGAGUGGAAAGAUGUAAUAGUUACAUUAAAUAUAUUUGUACUAAACGUUAUAGAUAAUAAAUGUUAGAAGUUA
This is a messenger RNA of Anoplophora glabripennis (Asian longhorned beetle), 1733 nucleotides long. RefSeq names its product PIH1 domain-containing protein 1 (gene Pih1D1). Gene Ontology annotation, cellular component: cytoplasm; ribonucleoprotein complex; R2TP complex. Bases 687 to 1625 code for a protein of 312 amino acids. Gene Ontology annotation, biological process: box C/D snoRNP assembly; rRNA processing. The record is from RefSeq and is a predicted model, not a curated record. NCBI's taxonomy places the organism in Eukaryota, Metazoa, Arthropoda, Insecta, Coleoptera, Cerambycidae. The transcript has 7 exons.